Messenger RNA from Blepharisma stoltei, 923 nucleotides. The record is from the annotation of a GenBank genome assembly. Lineage: Eukaryota; Ciliophora; Heterotrichea; Heterotrichida; Blepharismidae.
AUGUUGAAAAAGGAAAACCAAAUUUAUGACAAACUUGAAGUUCCACCUUCUUCUGCUCAAUUUAUUAAAGUAAAAGAUUACAAAACAAAUGACUCAAGCUCAAACUCACUAGAUUUUACUUUAGCACCAACAGCUUGCAACUCUCCCUUAAAUAAAUCAAAUCUAUCGCAAAAUCAUCUGAAUCUCCCAUUUGAAAUGCAAGCAAGCUAUGAUGGGAAUUCUAGCACCGCCCGAAAUUCAACAAAUACCCCUCUUAUUACAACUUCCAGGCAAGGUAUUUCAACUCGACCAUCUUUGUCUUUUCUUUCAUCUGAUUUAAGUGUAAGAAUCAGCGAAAAGCUGAGAAAGCUAACUCCCCCUUCGGUGAGCGAACAAAACCAUUGAAAAAAUCCCUAGUUUUUGCUCAAAAAUCCGCCUCCGUGAUCGAACAAAAAUUUUUUAUGAAAAAAAUUUCUGUUUAAUUUUAAACAGUUUUAAUUUUAUAAUUUUUUUUUUUUUAAAUUUUAAAAGCAACCCCUCCUCGAGCGAACAAAAUUUUUUUGUUUGCUCGUGGAGGGGAAGUAAGGGAAGAAUUUGAAAAUUUUGAUAUCAGCUUUAAUAAACCUGAUAAUGCUAUUGAUAUUAGAAUUCCUGAAGAGUUUCCGGAGUCUUUAAGUAAGCUCCCAAUUCAAGCUAUCCCUAUGGAUUAUAAUGAUCCAUAUGAAAUUGAUCUGCAGUCAAGUGUCCCGCAAUUAAAAUGAUGUGCUUAUUGCCAAGCAGAAAGAACAAGCGAAAUUGAGUAUGUGAAUACCUCAAAAACUUUUUGGUCAAGCGUAGCCGUUUUUCUCGCAGGAGGGGUAUUCGGGUGUUUUAUGGUGCCUUAUAUGAUGAAUUCGUGCAAGGGUAGGAAAUUGAGGUGUAAUAAAUGCAAGCAUAAUUUUUAA